AUGCUGCCGCUUGUCCUGUAUGAUGUUCUCUCCAAACUACCAGGCAAUAACUGGUCACCCAACACCGCGAAGCCGAGGUUCGCCUUGAGCUACAAGCAUCUUCCAUUCGUGACCGUCUGGGUUGAAUUCUCAGACAUUCACAUCGCUAUGAAAGCCAUUGGCGCAAAGCCAAACAAACGCCAAGAUGGCUCUGACCUCUACACCGUCCCUGUGCUCAACGACCCCAACACCGGCGCCCUCAUCACCGACUCCUUCGAGAUUGUCUCCUACCUCGAGAAGACAUACCCUGACAAGCCCAUCUUCCCAAACAACUCAGAACCUCUUAUUAGCGUUUUCGACUCGGCCUAUGUGGACUUGAUUCGCCCUGCGGCGAGGUUCAUCAUCGUACGAUACGCGGAAAUAUUGAGCCCAGCUAGUGCCAAGUUUGUCAUUCAAGCUCGUACGGCGGACUUCCAGGUGCCUUGGGAUGAAUUUUCUCCUGAAGGCCCGAAGCGGUCCAAUACUGUGUACGAAUGGUACCAGAAGAGUGACGGGAAGUGGAUUAUGGGCGACACUUUCUCGUAUGCAGACAUCAUUGUUGGUUGUUGGUUGCUGAUGUUGAAACGACUGCUGAAGGAGGGUGAAUGGGCUAGGAUCAGUUCUUGGAAUGGGGGGAAAUGGGCCCAAGUCCUUGCGGAUGUUGGGAAGGAGUGCAAAUUGGCUUAG
Molecule: messenger RNA, 705 nt
Organism: Suillus paluster
Lineage: Eukaryota; Fungi; Basidiomycota; Agaricomycetes; Boletales; Suillaceae
Exons: 3
Coding region: 1-705 (234 amino acids)
Source: RefSeq, a predicted model, not a curated record